This is a messenger RNA of Neoarthrinium moseri, 651 nucleotides long. RefSeq lists its product as uncharacterized. The record is from RefSeq and is a predicted model, not a curated record. NCBI's taxonomy places the organism in Eukaryota, Fungi, Ascomycota, Sordariomycetes, Amphisphaeriales, Apiosporaceae. The coding region runs from base 1 to 651 and encodes 216 amino acids. The transcript has 2 exons.
AUGUCUUCCCCGCCAAAUCGUUCUUCCUCUACAGAUGGGCACGGUUCGUUGUCUGGUACACCAGAGACACUACUCCCGCAGUUGGGUCCCAAGCCCGUAUACAGCAGAGCCCUGAGCCCUUGGUUCCCGGACGGCUACCCGGAGACGGCGGCGGCGAUGAUUGAGAGCAGGGCGCACCUCGACCCUGACAUAUUCUGGAAGAUCUCGCGCGAGGAGGAGCUGCGGCGCACGGCGCGGAAUCUUGCAAAAGCAGCAUGCUCAGAACAGAAUGAUACUCUACGCACGGCAGACGUAGGAUCGAACACAGAUAAAGUGGGUGGUGACGAAUGGACCGAGGACAUGAUGCACGAUGGACUUCCAGGCCCAGAGGAGAUGUCCAGUUCCCGGUUUGCGCCGCCCCUCACGCUAUUUUCACCGUUCAAACCGGCGGUAAACAUCGCAACUGAUCCCGUGGUUCCCAAGAUUAUAGUAACGCCACCCGGGGAUGAUAGGGCACAUGGCAUCAUGGAGGAGCAUGUAGUAGAGGAUGAGAAGUUGAUUGAGCACGGAAAGCAUUGUUCCCUUGGCAAAGAGAAGGCAGCUAUCGUUGAGCAACUUGAAGAGGCUCCUGCAGAGCAAUCGGAGUCUUUAGCCAGCUUGACAAUAGGAUAA